UUCGAACUGCAAACAACCAUGCUAGCGCUAAAACAAUCCCAAUGUCAAGUAACCCUGGAACGGGUUCCCAUCCAUGUGUCCAACCCAACCAACAAACGAGAAAUGCCGCACUCUCACCAAAUCUCCUCCCAUCAAUCGCCAUUUUCAACCUCUACUCUGCCGUCUCAGACACCCCCGGUUUCUGUCCAAUAAUUUUAUACAUUGCCGUAUAAACAUGAAUACUCCUCGUAUUCAAAUCUUUCCUCACCUUCGCCAACAGAACCUGCAACUCUUCAUAACUCCACUUCAGCACAUUCAUAUACAGCCUCAGGCUAAAGCCCUCGACCCCCUGGGUAACCGUCGCGUGAUAAUACGCCCCAGGAAUUUUCAUCCUUUACUUUUGGGCCACAGCCCGAUCGGCAGCUUGUAUUAUUUUAUCACUAUGAUCGUG
This is a messenger RNA of Hyaloscypha bicolor E, 430 nucleotides long. RefSeq lists its product as uncharacterized. The transcript has a single exon. Bases 42 to 212 code for a protein of 56 amino acids. NCBI's taxonomy places the organism in Eukaryota, Fungi, Ascomycota, Leotiomycetes, Helotiales, Hyaloscyphaceae. The record is from RefSeq and is a predicted model, not a curated record.